This is a messenger RNA of Bombus huntii, 4799 nucleotides long. Its product is annotated as 2-phosphoxylose phosphatase 1. NCBI's taxonomy places the organism in Eukaryota, Metazoa, Arthropoda, Insecta, Hymenoptera, Apidae. Bases 1902 to 3470 code for a protein of 522 amino acids. The transcript has 5 exons. Gene Ontology annotation, molecular function: phosphatase activity. Gene Ontology annotation, biological process: dephosphorylation. The record is from RefSeq and is a predicted model, not a curated record.
GGAGCUAGGCACACGUGUGGCGUACGUCUACCGUAAAUAUAUUCUGCUUAAGGCUGAUGGCUAGAUUGUCCAUAGUUGAUGUCUCGAGCUCUCAUAUCAUGUCAGUUAGCUCGAGUUACCCGCGUAUCUCGCCUCGUGGAACCGUAAUCAACUUCGUCUACGCCGUCUGCCGACUGAUUAUCAAUUCAGUGCCUCCGCCUAGACAUCCCCACCCUCUGAUAAGCAAGACAAGAUUCAGACGUACACUUGAAAUCGGAAAUAGAUACACCAGCGCCUGCGCUCCCAGCUCACCUAUUUUCACUCUUUUAACCGAGAAUCUGCGUUUGACAAAGAUUUACCUAACGAAUGCUCAUACAAACACUAUAUACUAAAAUAAUUACUUUGUUCUUGCAAUAUAUUUGUAUAACAUUAGAAUGAACGUUAAAAGUAAUUAAUGAUAUUUAAUUAAAAUUUAAUUUUCUAAAUAUCAAAUUCAAAUGUUGACCGUCAUAUCAAAAACUUUUUUUACGUGUCUUUUCUCCUCCAACUAUAAUAUUUAUACAAAUAAUAUAAUUAAAUAUAUUGAAUAAUUAAAUUAAAAAAAGAAGUUAAAGUAUAGAGACAAAAAGAGAUUUCAAGUACUGUACGUGAAAUUGUUAGUUAUUUGUUCUUUCUUCUAGCAUAGAUUUUUAUAUUUUUCUGAGUCCAGUUUGAUGAACCGUUGAAUAUCGCGCAUUCCCAUCGUUGAAGCAAACCUCUUUGCAGCUCUCUCGACCGCGGAUCGAAAUGGAUUUAAAACAGAGACCAGGCCAAUCGAGCCGCACACAUUGCGCGCAAGCGCGCUUCGAUAACCUACUGUCGCAAGGAGCGCGGCUUACCUGUCGUAGUCGCAGAAAAAUGUUUUAGUAAGGUUGUAGCUUCGCUCGAUCUUCGUUGUGAGUGAUCUCUUUAAACUUUAAUUCUUGAAGUAAAAUGACUCAGAUGUAAAAAGUGAAGAUUGUUGUCAUGAAAUGUCAUCGAAACUCGUUGAUCCACGCUUGACGUAUGAUAAUUCGAUAUUGUUAUUAUCAUUGUAAAAACGCAAAUUUGUAAAUAUGUAUGAAAAUUUGGUGAUAAUAAUCGAAGAAGGGUAAAUGUUCCGCGCGAAAGAGAUAUUUUCCUUGAAUUAUUUUCGUGAUAAAGGAGCUUCUGGGAAAGGGGUCGUUCAUCGACUCUUUCAACUUUUUUUUUCGUAAUCGAAUCGUCCAAACAAUGCAGAUAACGAGCCUGAAAGUAUAUAAAAUUAAAGUGUAAAGAGAUUUGCGAGGAAAAAGAAAGGCGCCUGCGCUCGAUACUAACCUGCUGCGAUUUAACGUGAGUACGGAGGUACUCGAUAUACUUUCCACAUCUGUUAGGAAGUUCUUAUUAAAUGUACAAACCUGUGAAAUAGUAAAAUGAUAUUAUAAACGUAAACAAAUUCAACGAGAACCGUCAAUAUUACAUCUACAUGCAGUCCGUUAACUAAUCGUAAACGAGGAACGAUAAUUAAUUUAAUAUAAAAGCUCAACACCUUCAACGGCGAUAAAUCACGAAAAUAAACAAAUAAUUAAUAGUAAAAUAAAAUUAGUUUAAGGAUAAUGUCAGAGAGUAGGUCAGCAUCUGCAUCCACCGAAGUAUUCUGGUUGGAGCCAGUGUCGAGGAGGGACGUGAGAAAUUCACUUGACGACGUAGUUCACGGGAUUUUCAUCCCUUUGAGUUCUCCAAAGGCUAUCAGGGUAGAAUUAUGCAGCAGGAUCGUUGAGAAGAGAGGAUGCAGCUUGGAGAAGUGUCGUUGAACCGGAUUUACUCUGGUUGUUCGAUUUGGUGUUACCGUCAGCUACGUCCUCGACGUCGAGGUCGUGAGAUUCAGGAACGUCCUGGCUGGGUCCAGGAUCGGCCGCAGGAUGUUGGCGGAAAUGGUCCGACUUUCUUACCAGCAUCGAGCGUUCUAUUGCUAUGUCAUUCUCAGCGUGUGGAUCUUUCUCCUCGUUGCUGGUAUGUACAAGUACAUUGGAAUAGAUGAAAAGAGCUCAGUGCAAGCCAGAGUUCUAGACAAUGACAUUUCCAUCAGGGAAUUUCCCAGGAAUUUGAAAACCGAUAUGAGAACCAAAAAGAUAUUUCAAUUUUGUAAUCCUCCAAGUGAUAUCACAGCAGAAACAGAAGGAAAAUUGGAUGGGAAUUUGACAUUGGGAGGGAUUUUAGUAUUUGUUCGGCAUGGAGACAGGGGUCCUUUGGCGCACAUUAGAAAUAUAAGCAUAGUAAAUUGCGGUGGAGAUUUUAAUUCCAUACCUGAAUUAGAAAGUUUAUACCAGAACUAUGUGAACUUCUUGCAAAAUGUCUCCAGCUAUUCCAGAACUGCUUGGGCACAAUUCUUAGGUCCAUUCCAUGGUUUUCCUAUGCUGCCCAGCAACUCUAAAGAUUGCAGAAUUGGUCAGUUGACUACACUUGGCAUUGGACAAUUGUUAAAAACUGGAAUCGUACUUAGAAAUGCUUAUUAUCACAAAUUGAAUUUGGGAAAUGGUUCUAUAUCCAGCAAAGACAUUGUUGUGUAUAGCACUAGGUAUCGAAGAACAGUCCAAAGUGCAGUUGCUUUACUCUAUGCCCUACUAGAGACAGAUGGUUUCCAAAAUCUAGCCAAAAUAACUAUGCAAGAAAGUCAAAGCUAUGCUUUUUGUAACACAGACUGUGCGUGUCCCGCCGCUGAAAAAUUCUUCAAACAACACCUAAAAGAAAUGUCUGAUCAUUUGAAAUCUCAUCCAGCGGUGGCUGAGCUUAUACGACAGGCUUCCAAUGCAGUCUUCGAGAUCCCUGAUCAAGCCCAAAUGACAGAUCCAAAUACUUUGAAGGAUGCAUUGUUAACAUACAUCUGCCAUGGUGCUUCCUUGCCCUGCAUAGAUUUUAACACUCAGAGGGUUUGUGUGAAAACUGAACACGUAACAGGUUUGUUCACUUAUACAGAAUGGGAGUCUAAACAAGUGGCAAAGAGCAGUAGCCGUAGAAAAUAUGGAUUGCUAAGAGCUUAUGGACUACUUCGAAAUAUCGUUUCCUACAUGCUACGAAUUAUCUCCGAGGCCAAACCUAAAAUAGUUUUAUACUCUGGCCAUGAUAAAACACUGGAAUACCUCGCAACCGCUCUUGGAAUCUUUUCUGACAAGUUGACUAUGCCACAUUAUGCUUCCCGCUUCGUAAUCGAGGUCUAUCGGAUAAAUCCGAAGAACGAAAACCACGUAGCCAGUGAUUUCUACUUCCGGGUGGUGAUCAAUGGAAAAGAUUUCACCCAAAAAAUUCCGUUCUGUAGAAAUGCAAAUUUUUACAGUGUCAGUUACAUCGAGCGCAAUGAAGUGGAAAAAACGCGGCGAGAUUCAAAAUUGUGCCCGAUUGAGACGAUCAUCAGACAACUUCACGACGAUUAUUUCGGACCAUUCAAUGCAACUAACUUCAAGGAUGCGUGUACCAAUCAUAAGCGCGGAUAAUUAAAAGAUCGAUUCUAAAAUUUCCAGAUAAAAAUUUUUUAUCAAAGGCUAUAGUUUGUUUAACACAUUGAUUGCCACGGUGGUCAUCGAUGACACACGUUUUACUAAAUAUUUUAGAAUGCUUAAAAUAAUAUAAAUUUCGUGGAAAAGAUUUUCAACGACAUAAAUAACAGAUAAUAUUAUCAGUAAAAUCCGGAAUUUAACACAAAUUCAUAUUUUUAAAGUCAUAUAAAAGAUUCAUAUAUGAAUAUAAUUACAAUAAUAAAUACGAAUAUAAAUAUGAAUAUAAUUACAACAAUAAAUAAAAUACAGAUUCGGUAAAAAGUUGCUUUACCCCUGCAUUAUACUCUGCGCAAUUUUCCACUUUCAAAUUUUCUAUAGAUGCAUAAAAAUCCGCACUCUAAUUAUCUGAAUAAAGUGCACAAAUACGAUGUAAUAUUUUGUAAAAACUAAUGUUGUGGUGUAGUACAUUUCGGAUAAAAUAUGUAAAAUUCGCGUGGCAAUCAACGUGUUGACGUUCUAGCGAGAGAUCAAAAAAAUGAAAAUCAAUCAGGAACAGAAAAUCGAACAUUCUACAAGCUCCUUAUACUUAAACCGGAAGCGAGACGCAACGCAAUGUGUAUUUGAAUCUUCAUACGAAUAAGUAAUAAGUACUAACGUUUGAAUAUUUUAUGACGAAAGUAUUAAAAAUUUAUGAAAACGAAUUGCAACGUACGCCCAUCGAAUUUCUUUUAUCGUUAAGAAAUCGAUGCUUUAUUACGGAAAUAUCAAAGUAUAAAAUAUGAAAAAAAUGAUAGUAAAAUUUGCACUGUUUAGAUACUAUGUCUUCGAACGAAUAAGAAAAAGGAAGCCUUACAUUCUUAGAUUACUUCUUACAAAAUCGAUUGUAGCUUUAAAUAUACAUAUAUAUACAUAUAAAGCUAGAUGAUCGCCAUAUAUUUUAUCACACAUCUCACUGUACAUAUGUAAAUAACUUUUGUCAAGCAGAAAUUGUGUUUAGUGUUUUCAAUGUUCUUGAGGAAAUUAUAGAAUCCUAUGUAAUUCACCGUCUUUGCCAUUGUUAAUUAGUAUCAUUUCCUCGUUAACGUAAAAUUAGUUCUCGUUAAAUUUACAAUGGACCAGAAUCCUCGUAUAAGAACGAUCAUACUUAAAGUGCUGUUAAAAUCACUUAUCUACUCACCAAAAAAUUCCACAGGUCGAGACUAGCAUCGCAAAGCUGUACAAAAUAAUAUUUAUCCAAAAAAGAUAUACGAGGCACUGAAAUGUAAAAUGAAAUUAUAGAUACUUUCUUUUGUUAAAAUACAUACUUAUAUCGUAAACUACUAUAAA